This is a messenger RNA of Cynoglossus semilaevis (tongue sole), 5046 nucleotides long. It is a transcript of the gene tox4b, whose product is annotated as TOX high mobility group box family member 4 b. NCBI's taxonomy places the organism in Eukaryota, Metazoa, Chordata, Actinopteri, Pleuronectiformes, Cynoglossidae. Gene Ontology annotation, biological process: regulation of transcription by RNA polymerase II. The transcript has 10 exons. Gene Ontology annotation, molecular function: chromatin DNA binding. Bases 1321 to 3240 code for a protein of 639 amino acids. Gene Ontology annotation, cellular component: nucleus. The record is from RefSeq and is a predicted model, not a curated record.
AUGUAGGUGAUGUAGCAAAUUGUUUUGAUUUAAUAAAAAUGAGUUUUGUUUAUUUAUUCGUGAUUUACAACACAAAACUUAGUUGUCAGUUAUAGCAGUGAUCUCACGAGCGGUCGAAUUUGACUGCGUUAAUCUCCGUUUUAUUUUAAUUUGACAGAAAUCCCAAUUUGUUGUUGAUCAAUUCCAUUCAAACUCAAUAUACUGAAUGGUCGUGGUCCGACUUGCGUUGAUUUAAUAAUGCCAUGUUGGCGUAAAUCGUUUGAAGUUUCAACCCGGAAAGAACACACCAGUUAAGAUAAAUCUCGUCAACAUUUUUAUCAGUCAAUGUAAUUUAUUAUUUAUGCCAUCUUUAUAUGUUGAAAUGUAUACUCGAUAUACGGUAAUUAAAACGCUACUGAAGCCAACUACAAACUAACUUUCAGUCAGAAAUCGUGUGACUAAUUAUUUCCGGAAAAUACUUUCUCAAUAAAAUACUUGAACCAAAUUAUUUAUAUUACUGGCUUCCUUUUUAAUAUUUUUCCAAUAAUUCGUAAAAUAAUGCUUUUGACUAUUUUCGACAUAAUAAUUACAAAUUGUAAUAAAACCCCGGUCACAGAGAAUUUUGUGUUUCUGGUAUUUAUUUAAUUUUACGACUCAUACAUUAUAACAUUAACGAAAUCAAGUUGAAACGACUUUGACUAGUUUAGAUAGAUUGUUUACAUGUAUAUUUCCGGCAGUGGUUUAUUGAAGCUUGAUUUCUCUUCCUCCAUAUAUUUUGUCAAUCGGUGUUUCGAGAUCGAUUAAGCAGCCUGGCCCAGGCCAACACGAAGCAGCUGGGCGCAGCUCGAUCAGAUCUACGGACGCUGUCAAAUGCAGAUGAAACGGUCACUGUAAUCACGUGAAUGUAACAGAAAUCGUUCACGGCAGUUUAAAUGCGUUACAUUUGGCCUGUUGUGUUUUUGUUGUCGUAAGUGAUGCUGCAGUUCUCCUUUCAUGAGACGUUCGCGAACCAACGGACAAACGUGCGCCAGCCUGCUGACUGAGUAGCUACGUACCGCAUCCUUGCGUCAAAGCCUGGCUAAAGCUAGAGAAACCCGUGUCAGGACAAGUCAGUGAGAAAGACCGACACGUUUUCUAAGGUUAUUUUUGGCACGGACGCUGCUGCUGCUAAUGCAGACGAGCCUGUCGAAUCUGCGGUUUCACUAGAAACUCGGAUAAUCCUGACACCACCACUAGUCCGUUGUUAUAGAGAACGACACCGUUUAAGAGACUGUGUAAUGCUGAUAAAACAACGGUUUAAUUACGUGGCUUGGUUUCGACACAUGGGGCCCUGCUGAGAAGAUGGACCUGAAUUUUUAUUCAGAUUUAACCGGUGGUUCCGGGCAGCACGAAGGUGACCCGGAAUUCUUGGACCCACAGUCCUUCAAUGGAUUUGACACCGACAGCAAGUUCCCGGUAGGCAGUGACAACUACUUGACAAUUCCAGGCUCCAGCCAUCCCUUCCUUUCCUCCUCAGAGACAUUUCACACACCCAGUCUGGGUGAUGAAGAGUUCGAGAUCCCUCCCAUUUCUCUUGACCCAGACUCUGCUCUCACUGUGUCCGAUGUGGUGUCCCAUUUCGGGGAGCUAUCAGACCCCGGCCACUCUGACAACGUGGCAGUGCCAGAGAACGCUGUAGUGGAAGGGGACGACCCAUCCUUCGCCUCUACGUUCGUGAACUCGUCAUCACAGGGACUAGACCACCUGGGUCUGGGAGUCAUGGGCCAGUCUGGAGGAAGUGCUCUGUUGGGUUCGUCACUGGGGAUGGAUCUUAGUCAUCCAAUCAGCUCACAGCUAAGCUGCUCCUCUCCUGUCUCCAUUGAUGUUCCACUGGGGGAUAUGAGCCAAGGUUUGUUGGGCUCCAACCAGCUGACCACCAUCGACCAGUCAGAGCUCAGCACUCAGCUGGGGCUCGGACUGGGAGGAGGUAACUUGUUACAGCGCCCCCAGUCACCUGAACCCCCUCUGCCAGCUACAGCAUCCCCAACUAGCUCAUUACAGGACGAUGACAUGGAUGAUUUCAGGAGGAGCGUGCUUGUCGAAUCUCCACUCUCUCACUCCGUCUCUCCUGGUGUCAUCUCCCUUGACCCCACCAUGUCCGAGUCACCCCUCUCCACCACGGCCUUUGCCCUCUCUCCAGCUGUGAGGCGUAAAAGUGACCCAAAGCCUCCUCAGAAACCGGUGGCGGCGUACGCUCUUUUCUUCAGUGACACGCAAGCAGCGAUUAAAGGACAGAAUCCCAACGCUACAUUUGCAGAAGUUUCUAAGAUCGUUGCCUCCAUGUGGGACAGUCUGGGGGAGGAGCAAAAACAGGUUUACAAGAGGAAAAAUGAAGCUGCUAAGAGGGAGUACGUGAAAGCACUGUCAGAGUACAGAGCCAGUCAGGCGUCUCAGGUCCCCAUUGAAGUCAUGGACACGUCUCCAUCGUCACCACCUCCAGCACCUUCUCCCACAGUCAUCCAGAUGUCCAAUCCUGCUGGGCGGGUUACCCGAUCACAUUACAACCCUGAGGAGAACACCAUCACCAACAUCUGUGCCUCCAACAUCAUCAGAAUGGACCUAGAGCAAGUCACCACCCGCUCACGCCUCAAAUCCCAAAACCCGCCCACUUCCACUGCUCCGAACCCACCAGCAGUCACCAAGAUCAUCAUUAAGCAGACCCAGCUGCCCUCUGGUGGUGUGUCGGUGACAGCAAUGCCUGCCCCAUCGCAGCGCCAGCCUCCUCCUCUGCAACAGAUGCAAAGCACACCUCACCCCCCUCGUCUCCAGCAGGCACCGCCGCCCCUCCAGGCCAAACCCCGUGGAGCAGGUUUGGCAUCUGCCUCGGCUCCUCCGCCGCUGCAGAUAAAGGUGGUGCCGUCAUCUCGUCAGACGGACUCAGUUGCUCCGAUAAUUGUGAAGUCGGAGGCAGAAACGCAGAAAUCUACGUCUUCCUCUUCUGUGAUGGUGGAGGUGGGGCAGUCGACUGUGGUGGUGAGGGAAGGAGAGGAGGAGGCAGAAGAAAGGAUGGAGGUGGUGGUGAAUGUGGCCUCCAGCCUGAGCUCCACCCCUGCCACCUCCAGUCCAAACAUCUGCGUACGUGCCGGCUGCACAAACGUGGCUGUGGAGAGCGAAGACUGGGACAAGGAGUACUGUAGCAAUGAAUGUGUGGCCACACACUGCAGGGAUGUGUUUAUGGCCUGGUGCGCCAUCCGUGGGCAGAACUCCACCACGGUCACAUAGAAGUAUGGGCACGUGAAUGAAAGAGAAGGUGACCACACGUACAUAUCGUAGCCAGAUAAGACUCAGGAAUCUGGGAUGAAUUUGUCAAUCAUGUCGUUUUAGAUGUGCAGAGUUAAAGAGGGAGGUGGGUGUAUUUAAUUUGUUCCUGUGGUUCCAAUUAUCUGAAGAAAAAAAACAACCUAAACUAAACAAAGCUUUUGCUAAGGAAACACAGACUGGUCUUUACUACGUUGAUCCUUUUAAGGUUGUGGAUGAAAAUACAGAAGAAGAAAUCAGAGACUCUUGUUGAUCAACUAUUGUGAAUUUUUAAAAAAAGGACAUUUCCUAUGUGCUGCUUGAAUUUUUAAUUAUUUGUAAAUAAGGAGAAAAUAAUUCAGGAUAAAAUCAUGCUCCUGCAGAUGUUUCCACUUCUUUAUAUCAAAGAAAAACAAACUUCAGAUGGAUUUUGCUUUUCUACAGUCAGUUAGAAGUGUUUUUUUAACCUGAUUUUGAUUAUUUUGACUGUUACGAAAUUUUGGCAAAGCACAAAGAGGUUCUAAUAGAGGAGCUAAUUUUGGAGAAAAUGUAUUUGGACUCAAUGCCCCAUUUGGCCACACAGACUCUGAUUUCUGUAAGCAAGUCAUCAGUAAUCCAUCCACACUUGAAGUCUUUGGUCACUUCUAGUGUUCAAGUGUAGGGCAGAUAGAAAAAGAUGUGCUGUUUUACAUGUUGACCAAACAAAAAAAACACCGGUGACCCUAAACUUGACCAACCUUCAUAGAUCAGUUUGAAUAUUGCGUUCUGUGGGUUACCUUAAGCGGUAAUCCCUGAGGCACCACCGAACAUUACGUUUUAUCCCUAAUUUGUCUCUAAAUAGGAUCAUGAUUUACAGUCAUUGUAUUCAGUUAAAAAUCAGACUGUAGCCUUUAACACUACAAACUGCUCACUUAAUUGUUUAUUGGAAUUAAAACUGAUUAAGAAGUUGCCCAUCAAUAAUUUAGUUUACUAAUGAUAUUGCCCCCUGGUGGUUAUUUUAAACUUCACACAUCCCCCAGGAACCUGGAACUUUAGGGUACCAUACAUAAGCUGCUUUUCAGAUGCUUUGAUGUGGUGAUGAGGAGGACUCGGAUAUUUACACUGUUACCUUGAAACUCCCAGCAAAACGACAUAAUGUCACUGUUUUUACGUUUUUACUGAUGGUUUAAGGGCAAGCUGCUCUGAAGCAACCUCUGCUGGAUCACACAGAACCUUGUGUGCUUUUACACUGUAUGUUACAAACUCCUCAUUUUUCUAAUUUAAUAAAAUCUCUCAAAAGGUAUGUGGAUUUUUGGUAUUGGCUUUAAAAAUCACUCCACUAUUAACAUUCUGAACAAAGAUCCAGAAAUUGUUCUAGAGAGUGGAAUAUUGUGAAAAGUCUUUCAUUUUACUUCAAAUCAUUUUACAAAAUUACUUCUGGAAUAAUAUCCUGGAAAUGUUGAAAUCAGGUGCUAAUAUUCAGGUAAUAAAGAAUAUUUCAAAUUAUUUUCAGUUUUUGUUUAUGCUUUUUCAGUGACCGAUUGGGGAUUUAAAAAAAAGUGGAACUAGAUAAACCUAUCCCAGCUCUAAUCAAACCUCUUGUAAAAGGGAAAUGGGGAAAAUUGAUCAAAACUGAAUUUAAACAAUAUCUUAGUCAAGGCGCUUGAGUUCAGUGCUAACUAACAAUAACAAUUAUAAUGCUAAGAGAAGAAUUAUCAACAGUCAAGUUCAGUUAUAUGCUUAUGACUCUGGUUGAUGUUAAUAUUCCUGGAAAUGUUUUUAUUGGUGAAAUAAAAUAUUUUAUGCUUUCAA